AUGGAGCACACGGGGAUCGAGGAGGUGAGCCAGACGCACCAGCAGCAGCACGAGCCCAUCAGCUUCGGCAUAGACCAGAUCCUGAACAGCUCGGAUCAGUCCAGCGGAUGCAUGCUUCCAAACCGGACAGACUCGGAUUACGCGCUCGCUCCGAACGUCUACAGCAAUGGCUACAACAGCGUCUACAACCCCGCGUGCUCCAUGGCGGCCGCGGGCUUGGCUGGCUCCUACAACGUCAACAUGAACAUGAACGUGAGCAUGAAUAUGAACGUGAACGUGAACUCUGGGGGCGCUGCGGGAGGGGUGAUCCGGGUGCCCGCUCACAGACCCAUGCCGCCUCCGCCUCAUCCGCCGCCUUCAGCCGCAGCCGCAGCUCCUCACCCUCCACCCUCGGCGCACCCAGGCCUCCCCCCGGUGCCCGCGAUGGGGAUGGCCAACGCUGGGAACUUCACAUUCCCCUGGAUGGAGAGCAGCAGGAGGUUCGCAAAGGACAGACUCACGGGGGAGCAGACAGAGGAGAGUGGAGCCGCAGAGGCUACAGCGGGGCCGGGGGCCGCCGCACCCCUCUGUGCUCUCCCAAAGGGAGACAUCGGCAGGGUGCCUGUCUGGAGCACUGUGGAGACACUGGCCAAAUGCUAUUACCCUGAGCUCGCUCACCUGCGAGACAGCAAUGGCCUUCUGGCAGAUUAUGCUUUCGCUAAAGGGGCUUACCCAGCAGCACUCUCGCCCUUCUCUGUGACGCGGCGGAUCGGACACCCGUACCAGAACCGCACUCCCCCGAAGAGGAAAAAGCCGCGUACGUCGUUCAGCCGCGUGCAGAUCUGUGAGCUGGAGAAACGCUUCCACCGACAGAAGUACCUGGCCUCCGCUGAGAGAGCCACUCUGGCCAAGGCUCUGAAGAUGACAGACGCUCAAGUCAAGACCUGGUUCCAGAACAGACGCACAAAAUGGAGACGACAGACGGCGGAGGAGCGAGAGGCAGAGCGGCAGCAGGCAAACCGCCUGAUGCUCCAGCUGCAGCAGGAGGCGUUCCAGAAGACCCUGUCCCAGCCGCUGCAGCCGGACCCCCUGUGUCUGCACAACUCGUCCCUGUUCGCCCUCCAGAACCUCCAGCCCUGGGCCGAUGAAAACAAGGUGGCGUCCGUCACCUCUGCUGCGUCUGUGGUGUGA
Molecule: messenger RNA, 1170 nt
Organism: Knipowitschia caucasica
Lineage: Eukaryota; Metazoa; Chordata; Actinopteri; Gobiiformes; Gobiidae
Source: the annotation of a GenBank genome assembly